AGUCAUAGUUAAUGUUGGUUUUCCUUGGUUUCAUACAAAUUGUAGUUAAAAAUAUUUCUUUUUUUUCUAGAAAUCAAGAUGGCACAUGAAAUACAUUUAAAGAACAACAAAUACAGGCAGUGGGUUAAGGCAGGCCUAGGCUUGGGUUAUCUUAAAGAGGGACUUGCACCAUUUUGUGAUGACAUAGGAAGACAGCAGUACAACUAUAUCAUAAACCAAAUACAACAAACAAAGACUCCUCAACCAAAUGUACCGUGUGGAGUCUGUCAGAUAACAACUCUCCAGCCAGACCAUGUUCGAGUCUCAAAAGGGAUAUGUCCCCUCAAGCAAGAUAAAUGUAACUGUUGCUUUCCAAAUAAUAAGACACCAUGUCCAAACAAUGUAUGUGGUGCCAUCUAUGACAGCAUUAUACAGAAUCAUGCGUCAAUACCACCGGCACCUUAUUGGAAAAACAGUGAUGUCCAACAGUGGUCAACAGACCCGUGGAGUAUUAGUAAAUGUUUUAUUAAUGCUCCUGGGUACAAGGACAAACCAUCAGCAGUCGAUACCGACUGCACAGGGUUGCUUCAUGUUAUCAUAAAUAACACAUAUUUUCAUAGUCAUAUUGGAUGCAAUAUUACAGGACCAAACAAUCUUUUUUCAAAGGUACGGCAGUAUCGAAAUGAGAUUUUUCACUCAAGCAAUAUGGAGUUAGAGGAGAGUAAGGCUAAUUGUUAUAUUGAUGACAUGAUAGCUGUUCUACAAGAUAAUAAGGGGAAGGCUUGUACAUCGACAAGAAUGGCACAACAAGCUGUAAGGAAACUCCAAGAAUGUAAGGGCUUGAAGAUAUCCUUGAGAGAAAUCAAAGACGAAAAUGUCAAAAGUUCUAAAAAUCAACAGAAAAAUUCUGCAACUAAAGAUGAAUAUGAUGAUCUGAAGAAGAAGCUAUUGCAACUUGAAAGCUAA
This is a messenger RNA of Ruditapes philippinarum (Manila clam), 945 nucleotides long. RefSeq lists its product as uncharacterized. Bases 79 to 945 code for a protein of 288 amino acids. The transcript is spliced from 3 exons. The record is from RefSeq and is a predicted model, not a curated record. Lineage: Eukaryota; Metazoa; Mollusca; Bivalvia; Venerida; Veneridae.